This is a messenger RNA of Colletotrichum karsti, 843 nucleotides long. RefSeq names its product ER protein big1. The record is from RefSeq and is a predicted model, not a curated record. The transcript has 3 exons. The coding region runs from base 1 to 843 and encodes 280 amino acids. Lineage: Eukaryota; Fungi; Ascomycota; Sordariomycetes; Glomerellales; Glomerellaceae. Gene Ontology annotation, biological process: (1->6)-beta-D-glucan biosynthetic process; fungal-type cell wall biogenesis. Gene Ontology annotation, cellular component: endoplasmic reticulum membrane.
AUGCGUCUAUCAAGAACAGCAGGCCUGAUGGCCUUCUGUGCCACCGCGCAAGCCUUCACCGACUCGUCCCCUUUCGUAAUGCUCUCCACCUCAGACUUCGCAAAGUCCGCUUCGAACCCCGCCCAGCUGCAGACCGAAUCCCAGGUCCUCAAGUCUGUCCAGGACAUCCUCUCCUCGUGCCCGACGGACCGCUACCUGCUCGUCUCCCAGCCCAACGUCAACGCCGCCGACAUCCGCGGCCCCGACGGCGGCGAAUGCCGCUCCACCAACCUCUGCCGCGCGACCGAGGCCAAGGCCGUCCGCGGCGUCUACAGCGUCGCGGAGGUUGUGGGUGAGGUCAAGGUCGACAGCGUCGCCGAGUACAUCCGCAAGGCCUGCGGCGGCAGCGCCAAGAAGAUCGAGAUCGAGCAGACGAGGCUCGCGCCCCUGGGCCGCGACGCCGGCGAGAGGGCCUCCACGCUCGCCGAUAACGACAACGUCCUCGGACAGCGCCUCGAGAAGCUGCGCAAGGCCUCCGACUCGUACACCGUCAUCUACCUCGCCAGCCCCUCCGAGCCGACCUACCAAGCCGAGUUCCCUGAGGAGCCCCUUCACGCCGAGCUGAAGCGCCACGAGGCCAGCCUGUUGCAUGCCCGCAAGGACAAGAACGAGACUCAGUGGAACAAGCUUCCCCUGUUUGAGAAAUACGUCUUCUUCUCUCCCGGCAUCUUCCACGCCCUGGUGGCCGUUAUCGUCCUCUUCUCCAUCCUCGGCGUCGGCAUCAGCGCCCUUGCCAGCCUCGACAUUCCCUACGGGUCUUUCGAGAAGGAGAUGGGUCCCGCCGCCCAGAAGAAGAACAACUAG